This is a messenger RNA of Dendroctonus ponderosae (mountain pine beetle), 861 nucleotides long. RefSeq names its product translocator protein. The transcript has 4 exons. Gene Ontology annotation, cellular component: mitochondrial outer membrane. The coding region runs from base 218 to 739 and encodes 173 amino acids. The record is from RefSeq and is a predicted model, not a curated record. Lineage: Eukaryota; Metazoa; Arthropoda; Insecta; Coleoptera; Curculionidae.
CAGCAUCGAGUCGAGCAAAGUGCAAAGUUCUAAUUUUAAAUGCAGUACCAUCCAGUACGAACGAAUACCUGAUUGGGUACUUAAUGACGCAGUAUUUCACUUAUUUGUAGUGUUAUCUAUGUGUUUAAUAAUAAAGUAUUUCCCUUAUCAGUGAGAUAAACUUAGGUGUUUAGUGUUUUGGUGGAGUAAACUGCAUUUAACUCUUUCACGCCCCAAAAUGCCGGUGAAAAUUAAUUGGCCAGCAGUAGGAGCGGUAUUGUUACCUAAUGUGGGUGGAAUUACAGGUGGAUUAAUAACAUCAAAGGCCCUCCCUUGGUACGAAACUUUGAACAAACCAAAAUGUAGGCCUCCAAAUUGGGCUUUUGGUCCAGUGUGGACCAGUUUAUACUGUGGCAUGGGGUAUGCUUCAUAUCUGGUAUACAGAGACGGUGGUAAUUUUGAAGGAGCCGCUAAAAUUCCCCUCAUGGUUUAUGGAGGCAAUUUGCUUCUGAAUUGGGGCUGGACUCCAAUUUUCUUUGGAGCCAAAAGACCUGAUCUGGCAUUGAUAGAAAUCAAUCUAUUAAACGCGGCAGCUCUGGCCACCGGCUACCUUUUCUAUAAAGUGAAUCCUACAGCAGGGUAUUUAAUUGUGCCAUAUUGCUUGUGGUUGGGCGUGGCUACAGCUUUAAACUUCGUCAUUUGGAGAGAUAACAGAGAGAUCAAAGAAUCCCCCAAAAUCGAAACAGUCAAGUCGGAAUAGUGUCUGUUUUUCCAAUAAUUUGUUCGCAUUAAGUAGUAUAAUAAUAUAGUUUUGGUAUAAAUUUUGCUUUAAGUAUAAUUUUAAGAUUCCAGUGAUCGGAACCAAUAAAAAAAUUGUAAUCA